AAACGACCAACUUUUUACAUAAUUACAAGUAUGGCACAACACUAACACUAUAUUUGAUAUUGACCGUUUCCCAGGAGCGAGAGGACAGUGGUUUUUAAUUCCUUUCACUUUUCGUCACUUUUACCAAAAUUUUUAUUCAGCUCAUCAAUGGCAAUUGCUGCAAUUAAGCUUCCCCAUUUUUUCUAGGGUUUUAUUGUCCCGUCCGUAAUAAAUCCGCCCCUUUCUCAAUUGCUCUCUUAAUCCAUGGCCGUAUUGUUUGCUGUCUGUCACUGUAAAUCCAAUACUGUGAAAUAUCCAGAUAUAUAUAGAUAAGUACAAAAAUACAUACACACACAGAUAUAGAUACUGUUUUUUCUGUUAAUCUCUGUGUUUAAUUUAGGUAAUAAGAUCCGUAUUGUUAGGUCCCACUUAUUGAGUGUUGGCGUGUUAGGUUAGAGAGAGGGAGAAAAAUGAGCUGGAGGAGAGUGGCGAAGUCAUUGCAGGCGGUGGCCGCUCACAAUUUGCUCUUCGGUUUCACGCUCUUGCUCGUACUCAAACUCGAUCACACAGUUUCAUGCUCCUGGUGGGUUAUUUUCUUUCCAUUGUGGCUAUUUCAUACAGUUGUUGCUAGAGGAAGAUUCUCCCUACCCGCCCCAUCAGUUCCUCAUGAUCGCCAUUGGGCCCCAUGUCAUGCUGUGGUUGCGAUGCCAUUGCUUGUUGCAUUUGAACUGCUUCUCUGUAUAUAUCUUGAGAGUAUAUAUGUUAAUGGUUCUGCUUCCAUGAACCUGAAAAUUACCUUCCUUCCAUUGCUGGCCUUCGAAGUUAUUAUCCUUAUUGACAAUUUUAGAAUGUGCAAAGCUUUAUUACCUGGAGAUGAUGAAAGCAUGAGUGACGAGGCGAUAUGGGAGACACUUCCUCACUUCUGGGUGGCAAUAUCAAUGGUUUUCUUUCUCGCUGCAACUUUGUUCACCCUCCUGAAACUUUGUGGUGAUAUUGAUGCUCUUGGCUGGUGGGACUUGUUCAUAAAUUAUGGGAUUGCUGAGUGCUUUGCGUUUCUUGUUUGUACAAAAUGGUCAAAUCCAAUAAUUCACAGAAAUUCUCAAACAAGAGAAGAAAGUUCAUCUUCUAAUGUUAUUCGGUAUCUUGACUGGACUAAUGGCCUAGUGGUAUCCGAAGAUCAUUCCCAGGAUAGAAUGUGUGGUCUACAGGAUAUUGGUGGCCACCUCAUGAAAAUUCCAAUUAUUGUUUUCCAAGUCCUCCUUUGCAUGAGACUCGAGGGAACGCCACCUCGCGCUAGACAUAUCUCGGUUCCAGUUCUGUUCUCUCCUAUAUUUGUCUUGCAAGGUGCUGGGGUCUUGUUCGCUUUAUCCAAAUUGAUUGAGAACGUUGUUUUGUUACUACAAAGUGAUGCUAGUGGAGGAGCAUAUUUUGUUUAUUCUUCCAGAAUUUAUGAAUGCUUUGAUUUCAUGCACCAUGGCUCCAGGCUGCUCGGCUGGUGGUCCAUUGAUGAAACAAGCAGAGAAGAGCAGGCUCGCCUGUUUCAUGAUGGGACCUCAGGUUACAACACGUUCUCUGGUUAUCCACCUGAGAUAGUUAAAAAACUGCCAAAGAAGGAUCUUGUUGAGGAGGUGUGGAGACUUCAAGCAGCACUCGGUGAACAGACAGAAAUUACGAAAUAUAGUCAGCAGGAGUACGAGCGACUUCAACAUGAGAAAAUUCUGUGUAGAGUCUGCUUCGAGGGGGAGAUUGGGAUUGUACUUCUUCCUUGCAGGCAUCGUAUUCUUUGCAGUUCUUGCUCUGAUAAAUGUAAGAAGUGUCCGAUUUGUCGGCUGUCUAUUGAAGAGCGGUUACCUGUGUAUGACGUAUAGGCAUUGUGCAUAGCCUGACCUUUGCCCUUACUCAGCUUCUGAAAGCUUUCGUUUUUUUUUUUUUCGGAACAUGAUGAAGUAACAUAGUUUUCUCCUAAACCAUAACAGUGAGCGUAACUUUGACCCAACUAAACACGAACGCUAAAGCGUAUUUAUGUGCUGUUGUGUCGAAGACUUUUCUUUUGUUUCACAUGUAUAUAUGCUUAUAGUUGUGGUUCAGUGAGGGGAGAUCUAAUAUAGUUCGAUUUUCGUGCGAAAAAUUUUGUGUUACCAAGUUCCUGCCAUGGUAUGGCUGCCAUUAGAAAUUUGUGAAGUAUGAAAGUUAACUGCUAGAAGAUGUAUAUAUUUUUUGGGGCUUCUAAAUGUUUA
Striga asiatica is the source of this 2216-nucleotide messenger RNA. The record is from the annotation of a GenBank genome assembly. Lineage: Eukaryota; Viridiplantae; Streptophyta; Magnoliopsida; Lamiales; Orobanchaceae.